Molecule: messenger RNA, 1166 nt
Organism: Frieseomelitta varia
Lineage: Eukaryota; Metazoa; Arthropoda; Insecta; Hymenoptera; Apidae
Product: 5-hydroxytryptamine receptor 1-like
Exons: 4
Coding region: 114-986 (290 amino acids)
Biological process (GO): G protein-coupled receptor signaling pathway, coupled to cyclic nucleotide second messenger; chemical synaptic transmission
Cellular component (GO): dendrite; membrane
Molecular function (GO): neurotransmitter receptor activity; G protein-coupled serotonin receptor activity
Source: RefSeq, a predicted model, not a curated record
GCCUGUAAUUGCUGGCUUAACGAUGAAUUUGACGCAUAGUUGCUCCCCUUUAUGGGUGGUAUCAUUAAGCGGAUGGCCGUCUCCGCUCGAAGAGAUCGCCUCGUUUAAUUUCAAUGUUCGUCGAGUCGAGUACAACACGCUCGUGGACAAAAGAAUACGGCAGUUUCGCAGAGGCGUCCUCGGUGAACUGCCUAUGGUAUUUCCCUCUGCCGCCAGUUUACUGCCUCGCCUGGAUCUGCCUCGACGUUUUAUUAUGCACGGCCAGCAUCAUGCACUUGUGCACCAUAAGCGUGGACCGAUAUCUGAGUCUACGGUACCCCAUGAAAUUCGGCCGGAAUAAAACCAGGCGGCGGGUUAUGCUGAAGAUCAGCUUCGUCUGGCUUCUCAGCAUCGCUAUGAGCCUACCUCUCAGUCUGAUGUACUCGAAGGAGGACGAGUCGGUGCUGGUGGACGGUGCCUGCCAAAUACCAGACCCUCUGUACAAGCUGAUCGGCAGCAUAAUCUGCUUUUACAUACCGUUGGGCGUGAUGCUGCUUACGUACGCGUUGACAGUGAGACUGCUGGCGAAGCAGCAGCAGAAUAUAGGAGGAACAGCAGGUUGGUCCUCCGGAUGGCUGGGUGGCCCGCAGGGCCCACCGCCGGGAGGUCUGGACAGACGGGGCACGUGGAAGCGAUUCCUCCUGAGCAAGAGCUCCGCGGGGAGCGGCGGCACGCCGCAGCACACUUCCGGCACGUCGACCGACACCGAGCUGACGACGCUCGACACCCACGAGCUUUGGCUACCGGAAAGCGAGCCGCCACCAUCGGCGGUGUUCGCGCUUCACGCGUUCGGCGCCGAGAUGCUGAAGCUAUCGAGAGGGUUGGAGGGUAUCGCGAGUCCUGGCAGUCCCACCCCUAUGGGAACGCCGAGGUCGACGCCUCAACACUCGGCUCAACAUCACCAGCAACAGCAACAGUCGCAUCGGUGCAGCUUUCGACACGGGUAAGAGAGAUUGCGACGGUGUAUAAUUAAUCGUAGCUUCGUCUACGAAUCGCGAACCAGUCGCUCGUGAAGGUGUUCGAACGUUCGUGGGAAUUUGAUUGGGGCGCGGCUUCGUUUGAAACUAAAUUUCAGUCAAACCUGAUCAAACCUCCUAGUGCCGAACGAUGCAUCUUCGUUAUUAUUA